UGAUUUAUCAAACGCAGUCAACUGACAUUGAAACUUCAGCUAAAAUAGCCAUUAAUAUCUACCGGUAUUUAGGAAGAAAAAGCAGCAAGACAGUCAAACACCAUGGUGAGUGGAAAGCGGCUUGCUGAUGUGGGAUAUCGUAUGUUCUCCGCGUCCAUGAUGCUGUUGACGGUCUACGGAGGUUACCUGUGUGUCAUGCGGGGAUAUCGCUACAUGCAAAGACAGAAGGAACUGAAGCUCGCAGCAGAAAAUCAGACAGACACAGAGGUCAUCAAGGACUGAUGGCAUUAUUGCUCCAUUUCAAAGAAAUGAGCAUAUGUGUAUACAUAUACUUUUUUUUACUUAUGUGUACAUUGCCUUGAUCUUGUCAGUUUGGCAAGAUUUGGUGGCCAAGAGAGAUGGGGAAUUCCUCCCCUAAGAUGUCAGCUACUCUGUGCUAUUGCGUUUUAUUGCGUAUUUCUGAGUGGAUAAAUGGACUAUGUAUUUGGUGUUAAUGGACAGCCUUUGUAAAAGAAAUCACUGAAUAACUACUUGCAGCAUAUUAAAUUAUUCACAAUUCCACAUAUCCAA
Messenger RNA from Chanos chanos (milkfish), 570 nucleotides. It is a transcript of the gene cox14, whose product is annotated as cytochrome c oxidase assembly factor COX14. The coding region runs from base 103 to 282 and encodes 59 amino acids. The transcript is spliced from 2 exons. The record is from RefSeq and is a predicted model, not a curated record. NCBI's taxonomy places the organism in Eukaryota, Metazoa, Chordata, Actinopteri, Gonorynchiformes, Chanidae.